This is a messenger RNA of Asparagus officinalis (garden asparagus), 1249 nucleotides long. RefSeq names its product protein POOR HOMOLOGOUS SYNAPSIS 1. The transcript is spliced from 11 exons. The record is from RefSeq and is a predicted model, not a curated record. NCBI's taxonomy places the organism in Eukaryota, Viridiplantae, Streptophyta, Magnoliopsida, Asparagales, Asparagaceae. Bases 1 to 966 code for a protein of 321 amino acids.
AUGGGGCUUGGCGGAGAUGCUGGGCGCGGCCCACAUGCCAAUGGGGGAGGAGAAGGAGCGACCAUCCGGCGAUCUCGAGCGGCCGUUCUCCGCGGUUGCCCUUCAUCCCGGCUGCCCGAAGCAGCAAUAGGUCCAGUAAUCAGCCGAGCAACUGGAUCUCUGCCGAGUCUCCCGCCGUAUCUCAGAAUCGUCAGAUCUGGCGCUGGAUCGAUCCCCGUCCUCUCGAUUUCCAUCGUCGGGAUCAUCGUCGAGGAGCAUUUUGUUUCCAAUCUCCACUUCUCGUGGCCGCAGAUCUCCUGUGUUGCUCAGUGCCCAAUCAGAGGAAGCAGGGCAGUGUUCCUGAGUUACAGGGAUGGCUCCGGCCAGAUUCAGAAGUUUGCUGUGCGAUUUCCCACAGAUUCUGUUGCUGAAAAGUUCCUAAAUUCUGUCAAGGGAUGCUUAAAUGGCAGAGUGAACGAUGCACCCUCAGGAUGUGAUGUUGUGUGUGAAAAUUCAUCUCCAUCCGGUUUUACUGCUUCUAAUAGACUUCUGUCCAGGUUCAAUGAGGACUCAAGUUAUGAAGAGCCUAUCGCAACUUACACUCCAGACCCUAUUGCAACUUGUUCACCCGAGCGUCCUUUGAGCUACAACGAUCAGCAAUCUGAGAGCAGUCUUCCACGUCUGCUUGCUAAUGACACUGACUCCAUAUUCUCAGGCUUUCCUCCUAGCUUUACAGAACUACUGACCAAUUGUUCGGAUGAAACUGAAAAAGAGCAACAGACCGAAGAGCUGGAUGCUAAACCAUCCUUGAAUGAGGGACGCCCGCUGAAUUCUCUAGCUUGUGGUGGUUCAGUACUGCCGAAUUUCACAGAUGACCCACAUCUUAAGGGUCAAAUUGCGAAAUACAUGACAGAUGCUUCUUUUCAUGAUAUGCUGUUUAAGAUAGAAAAGGUCAUAGAUGAAAUGGGAGGUGACUUAUCCCUAUAAGCUUGCUGCUCUACUCUACCAAAUAGUGAAAGGAAGAAGAGUUCUUUUUUUUUGACCUGAAGGAAUAGAAAAUUGUUGACCAUAGAAACUCAAAGGCGAUAUCUUUUUGCCUUGCCUUAAGAACCGAUGUAUAGUUAACCCCCUAUCAAAACUUCUUGUUGUUGCUAUAAAGCUACAUGCGUCUUGCUAAACUGCAGCUCUGUGAAUCAAAGAAACUGGUACGUAUAUAAGCAUCGUAGUCUGUACAAAUGGUGACGUGCGGUAUGCGCUUAAAUUAGGGAAC